CACGUCCCGUAAAAGCCGUCUCAAGAGCGAUUCUGACCUCAGGGAAUCCAGGGACAUCACCAACGAUGGAUGCAGCAUUAAGCGAGCUUAUGCAGGGAACCGGUUAUUGUGAAGAUGGCGUUCCUGUGCCGGUAGCUCUCCAGAAUGGUCAGCAUCUGAAUGGACCACUUCCUGACCACGCUGAGGGACAGCACUUCCUGAAGGAAGCUUUUCAGAUUAUCCUGGAGGAGGCGCUGUGUCAGGGUACUGAUACCAAGGAGAAGGUUUGCGAAUGGAGGGAUCCAGAGGAGCUGCGGGCGAUCCUGGACCUAGAGCUGCGGGAUGGCGGGGAGUCACGUGACCAGCUGCUGCGGCGUGUGCGAGAUGUGGCCAAGUACAGCGUCAAGACCAGUCACCCACUGUUUUUCAACCAGCUGUUUGCAGGGGUGGAUUACCACGCCCUGGCGGGACGAUUCCUCACUGAAACGCUCAAUACCAGCCAGUACACGUACGAGGUGGCCCCGGUGUUUGUGCUGAUGGAGGAAGUGGUUCUGUCCCAGCUGCGCUCUCUGGUGGGCUGGGAGGCGGGAGACGGCAUCUUCUGCCCCGGCGGCUCCGUCUCCAACAUGUACGCCAUGAACCUGGCCCGCUACCGCGCCUUCCCCCAGGUCAAACUGCGGGGGCUGUGGGCCGUCCCACGCCUGGCUGUAUUCACUUCCCAAGAGGGCCACUACUCCAUCUGCAAAGCAGCUUCGUUUCAAGGCAUCGGGCUGGAGAACGUCUUCCUGGUGAACGUGGAUGAAAGAGGCCGCAUGAUUCCAGAUGACCUAGACCGGAAAAUUGAGCUUGCUAGAACGCAGGGGGCAGUGCCAUUUUUGGUCAGCGCCACAUCAGGCACAACCAUCCAGGGCUCCUUCGACCCACUGGACAGGAUAGCCAGUGUCUGUGAGAAGCACGGCCUGUGGAUGCAUGUGGAUGCAGCCUGGGGAGGCAGUGUGCUCUUAUCCAAGAAGCACAGACACCUGUUGAAUGGAAUUGAGAGGGCGGAUUCAGUGGCGUGGAACCCUCACAAGAUGCUUCUGACAGGACUGCAGUGUUCCGUCUUUCUGCUCAAGGACACCACGAACCUGCUGAAGCGGUGCCACUGUGCCAACGCGACCUACCUGUUCCAGCAGGACAAGUUCUACGAUGUGAGCCUGGACACGGGGGACAAGUCUGUGCAGUGUGGGCGGAAGGUGGACUGCCUCAAACUGUGGCUCAUGUGGAAAGCAGUAGGCACUCAGGGCCUGGAGGAGCGUGUGGACAAGGCUUUCGCCUACACCAGGUACCUUGUUGAAGAGAUGAAAAAGAGAGAAGGCUUUCGGUUGGUUAAUGAGCCACAGUUUGUGAACGUCUGUUUCUGGUUCAUACCCCCCAGUCUGAGAGGGAUGGAAGACAGUGAGGAUUACAGAGAGAAGCUGUCGAAGGUGGCGCCAAACAUAAAGGAGCGCAUGAUGCGAAAGGGCAGCAUGAUGGUUGGCUAUCAGCCACAGAAAGGGAGGGUCAACUUCUUCCGCAUGGUGGUCCUCUCCCCUCAGAUAUCCCAGGAGGAAAUGGACUUCUUCUUAGAUGAGAUUGAGAGGCUGGGUAGAGACCUGUAACUUAGCAACGUGGAAUCUGUCAUUCAAAGCCCACACUUGCCUUUCCAUGUCUCAACACAUUUUUUACCUUUAAUUCAGAUGGCCUUUUAAGUAUUUAGACCCAGUAGGAAGUAAACGUUAUCAUCUUAAUGCUUUUAAGGAUAUGUAGCAAGUAUAGUGUAGUGACUAAUUUGACUGUAUAGGUCAGGCCAAUAUUUUCUUUCAAAGAAAAAGAAAAUCUGAUUCCUUGAUUGCAUAUUGCUUCAAGUGCAUUUCCCUGAAUGUAGCUAGACCACUUAGGAAUACUCAAAGAUGCAAAUAAGCACCACAUAUUUUAGUUUACUCAUUGAUCAUUUGAUUGCGAAACACUGCUUCCCAAUUUACUGCAAUAUAAACCCUUUCCAUGCUCCAUUACUAUAUUGAAUUUUAGUGGCACGCAUACUACCUUUAAUGGGAUUAGGCAAAAAGAUUUAAUUUAUCUUGCACUACAGAACCACAGCAUCCACACAUCAAUGAUUCACAAUCAUUGAUAGCUCACAAUGGUAACGUUGGUAUAUUUUAUACAUUCUAAAAUGAAAGGGAUUUCAUUUUUGUCCGAGAAGAUAAUGAUUUCCAUAAUUUACUACAUCUAUUUACAGUGUGAUUGUUUACAUUGAUAUUAAAGAAAUAAGCUGAUUAGGUGGAAUAAUAAAUUGUUAUGGAAACAAAGUUUUACGUUCUAUAAUUAAUGUGUGUGAACAUCAACUUUAAUGCUCAUUUAAAUGUUAUUAGAUGAGGAAAAAACUCUUCCUUACUUUCUAAAUAUCUUUGUAGUGCCUGCAAUUGGCUACAUUCAUGUAUAUUUCUUUGAGCUGGUCUGGGUUCUGACUGUCCUCUUUGUCAUUUGUUAUAAUAGUGUACACAGUUUCAGACAGGUAUGGGGAAACAGGACACACUUAAAUAAUGGUUAGGUUUGUCUUUAAUUGAUUGACUAGGAAAUCUAAAUAUGUACAGGGUACAUAUUACAUAUAAUAUUGUGCACCACAUACUAUUGAUUUAAAAAUUGAAGUUCUUUAUAUGUGAUGUGGAACUUUGUACCAUCUAUCUUUGAUCACCACCAAGGUGUAGCACAAGAGACAAAUAAGCUUAAUUUAUGAAUAGUGAAUGCUGGGUGUAAUAUUGAGUUAUUCAAUCUGGCAAGGUAACUUCCCAAACAAAUGUCAAACCUACUUCAUGCAUACACAAAAGAAACCACCAUGUAGACCAGGGGUAGCGUCAUAUAAAAUGUUUCACAAAACGGACACACUGUGACAUUUGCAUUUUCGUCUGAAUAUUUUCUUGACGGCCUAAGAAUUAUGAAUGAACUAUUCCAAAAAAUGACUUGUUUAUUUUGUGAGCAAAAUUACUCACUUGUGACAGGUCUGGAAAAAUUCCAUUUCCUCCCAUUCAACAGCAUACCAAUUCCUCGGCUUAAUGUUGUAGUUUGCGUAGAUAGGAAAUCCAGAACUCGUCAUCAAACUGUGGUAGCACCCACCCGAGUGAUGCAUGGCAGGUCUCGUCCUCCAGAAUGAUCACCACUCAUCGGCUGUGAGAUGAGAUUGACUUGUUCAGCCAAAUAAGCAAGAGUUCUGGCUUGACUGAGAGAGCUCUUUGCAAUAUGUGACACAAAAUGGUGGACACUGUGAAUCAGGACCUCGUUUUAACAUCGUCAGAAUAAAGUCUUUGUGGCACAGUGUCCUUAACAA
Anguilla rostrata (American eel) is the source of this 3322-nucleotide messenger RNA. It is a transcript of the gene csad, whose product is annotated as cysteine sulfinic acid decarboxylase. The coding region runs from base 66 to 1619 and encodes 517 amino acids. Gene Ontology annotation, biological process: taurine biosynthetic process; carboxylic acid metabolic process. NCBI's taxonomy places the organism in Eukaryota, Metazoa, Chordata, Actinopteri, Anguilliformes, Anguillidae. The record is from RefSeq and is a predicted model, not a curated record. Gene Ontology annotation, cellular component: cytoplasm. Gene Ontology annotation, molecular function: sulfinoalanine decarboxylase activity; pyridoxal phosphate binding. The transcript has 14 exons.